Messenger RNA from Etheostoma spectabile (orangethroat darter), 1420 nucleotides. Its product is annotated as ras-related protein Rab-11B. The transcript has 5 exons. Bases 177 to 833 code for a protein of 218 amino acids. NCBI's taxonomy places the organism in Eukaryota, Metazoa, Chordata, Actinopteri, Perciformes, Percidae. Gene Ontology annotation, molecular function: GTP binding; GTPase activity. The record is from RefSeq and is a predicted model, not a curated record.
GGUACGUCACUAACGCAACUCUCCCUCCCAGCGACAUUGAUCUUCCUACGCAAUGUGCGUACUUCUUUCACUGUCUAUGGUAUUAUCUUCUGUCAUCUUGGCACAGCACCCUGGUUAGGGCAGGGAACAUAUUUUCUGUCAUCACCGUAAUAUUUAAAAGGGGAUCGUAUCAAACAAUGGGGAACAGAGACGACGAGUAUGAUUUCUUAUUCAAAGUCGUACUAAUCGGAGACUCUGGCGUGGGGAAGAGUAACCUGCUGUCCCGCUUCACAAGGAAUGAGUUCAACCUGGAGAGCAAGAGCACCAUCGGGGUGGAGUUCGCCACCCGCAGUAUCCAGGUGGACGGCAAGACGAUAAAGGCUCAAAUCUGGGACACAGCUGGACAGGAACGCUACAGAGCAAUCACCUCAGCGUAUUACCGGGGUGCAGUUGGAGCUCUCCUGGUUUACGACAUCGCCAAGCACCUGACAUACGAAAACGUUGAGCGCUGGCUGAAGGAGCUGAGGGACCACGCUGACAACAACAUCGUCAUCAUGCAGGUCGGAAACAAGAGCGACCUGCGCCACCUCAGGGCGGUGCCCACUGACGAGGCUCGAGCCUUCGCAGAAAAGAACAGUAUCUCAUUUAUUGAGACAUCAGCGUUGGACUCCACAAAUGUAGAAGAGGCAUUCAAGAACAUUUUAACAGAAAUCUACCGCAUCGUUUCACAGAAGCAGAUAGCGGACAGAUCUGCCCACGACGAGUCUCCGGGCAACAAUGUAGUGGACAUAAGUGUCCCCCCGACCACUGACGGGCAGAGGGGCAACGAACUCCAGUGCUGCCAGAGCCUGUGAUGCUCAACCCCAUGACACUCAUCCUCCAGCUCUCCACAUCACCCGUGCACUUUUUGUUCCCGUUGCUCUGUUCACGGCCAACUCCCUAGUCACUCUAUCCUCUUUUUUUGUUUUUCUUUCUACCUUUCAUUCUGUCUUAUAUAGACUUUUGAACUCACUCGUGCUCUUCUCUUCUGCCAUGACAGAACACUUCCAGAAGCCUUUAUGUCACUUGGUUUGUCGAGUUGUGAAUGAAAUGUGAAGGUUUCUGCAAUGCAGGGACCUGGGCAGUCGUUGCUGUCUUAAUAAUGCCUGGGAAGUUGUUUGAACUGAAACUCUGUCGUGUACAGCGAGGUUUUAAAAUACAUUUCAAUGGUUACCACUAGAUGGUGCUGUUUAAAUAUACAGGCAGUUAGUCCAACCUGGUGAAGCAGUAUUAUGCGUUAACAGCGUGGUUCCUCCAACUUUCUUCUUACAUCGGAUAAGUUAUCAUGCCAAAAAUAUCCUCAUUAUGUAUUUAUUGAAGAAUAUUUGGCUUAAGUUGUCAUUGUUUUACUUUAAAUUUGAAAACUGUAAACAUUUACAAUAAAAUCCUUAACAAAAGUUAA